Messenger RNA from Melitaea cinxia (Glanville fritillary), 2900 nucleotides. RefSeq names its product lactase-phlorizin hydrolase-like. NCBI's taxonomy places the organism in Eukaryota, Metazoa, Arthropoda, Insecta, Lepidoptera, Nymphalidae. Gene Ontology annotation, biological process: carbohydrate metabolic process. The transcript has 13 exons. Bases 1 to 2841 code for a protein of 946 amino acids. Gene Ontology annotation, molecular function: beta-glucosidase activity. The record is from RefSeq and is a predicted model, not a curated record.
AUGACGUCAUCUCAACGAUAUUCAAUUCAAAAUACUUCACAACUUACAUAUAAUCUUUAUCAUAUUGUAGUAUCUAAAACAUUUUACUUCGCCUGCUUCAUUUCGGCUGAAAGCAGGACGAAUAAUGUUGAUCGACAAGAAGCAAGAAAAUUUCCAGAGUCAAUGCUUUUCGGUGUAGCCACCAGCUCAUACCAAGUUGAAGGAGGCUGGAAUGAAGACGGUAAAUCUGAAAGUAUAUGGGAUGAUAUAUCUCAUAGGGAACCCUGCAGGGUCGAUGAAUGCCACACUGGCGACGUGGCCGCCGAUUCCUAUCACAACUAUAAGCGUGAUGUGGAAAUGAUCAGAGAACUUGGUCUCGAUUUCUAUAGAUUUUCGAUAUCGUGGACGAGGAUCCUCCCCACUGGAUUUCCAGACAAAAUAAACGAGAAAGGAGCUCAGUACUACAAUAACUUAAUCAACGAACUACUAAAAUAUAACAUUCAACCAAUGGUCACACUUUAUCACUGGGACCUGCCUCAAAAGUUAGAAAAUCUUGGUGGUUGGAGCAAUUCUCUUAUAGUAGAUUGGUUUACUGAUUACAGCAGAAUAGCUUUCGAACUAUUUGGUGAUAGAGUAAAAUAUUGGUACACGAUAAAUGAACCAAUAGAAGUAUGCCAUGCAGCGUAUAAUAUUAUUUACAAUCAAUCCGGAUAUCCAGAUUAUCUGUGCGCCAAGAAUGUUUUGAUAUCUCAUGCGAAGGUCUACCACAUGUAUGAUAAGAUAUAUAGGCCUAAAUAUAACGGUACGAUUGGAAUUGUUUUGAGCACCCCGUGGUAUGAACCGGAUUCCGAACAAGAUGCAGAAGCUGCAGAAGAUGUCAUACAAUUUAAUUGGGGUAUCUACGCUAAUCCAAUAUUUUCAAAAAAGGGAGAUUUUCCCCAAAUAGUAAAAGAAAAGGUUGCGCUUAAAAGCCUAUCUCAAGGUUUCCGACGAUCGAGGCUACCCGAAUUCACUCCUGAGGAAAUCGAAUUAGUUAGGGGCAGCUCCGAUUUCUUCGGCGUCAAUCAUUAUACUACGUCGCUGGUGUAUAGAAAUGAAUCAGUUUACGGAUAUUAUAGCUCUCCCUCCUUCGACGACGAUAUGGAGGCUAUUAUUUAUCAAGAUAGCUCGUGGCCUGGGUCCGGGUUGUCAACACUUAAGGUGGUUCCAUGGGGUUUCUAUAAUCUACUGACUAAGAUUCGAGAAGACUACGAUAAUCCUCCCGUUUAUAUAAGUGAAAACGGUUUUCCCGCACAACUAGGUCUGAAUGAUGAUGACAGAGUGUCAUAUUACAGGCAGUAUCUUAAUAGGAUGCUAGACGUCAUAGAAGAAGGAUCAGAUAUCAGGUUGUACACUGCUUGGAGCUUGAUGGACAACUUUGAAUGGAUCAGUGGAUAUACGGUCAAGUUUGGCUUGUACGAAGUGGACUACGAAAGUCCAGAACGUACUCGCACGCCCCGAAAAUCUGCGUACGUCUACAAGGAAAUCGUUCGCACGCAUACACUCGACUUCGACUACGAACCUGACAUGAGCGUUCCCAUCGGUGAGCCAACUGUCCAAAAACAUCCAGCGCUAAAAUGGAGAUUUUACUUCGCCUGCUUCAUUUCGGUUGAAAGCAGGACGAAUAAUGUUGAUCGACAAGAAGCAAGAAAAUUUCCAGAAUCAAUGCUUUUCGGUGCAGCCACCAGCUCAUACCAAGUUGAAGGAGGCUGGAAUGAAGACGGUAAAUCUGAAAGUAUAUGGGAUGAUAUAUCUCAUAGGGAACCCUGCAGGGUCGAUGAAUGCCACACUGGCGACGUGGCCGCCGAUUCCUAUCACAACUAUAAGCGUGAUGUGGAAAUGAUCAGAGAACUUGGUCUCGAUUUCUAUAGAUUUUCGAUAUCGUGGCCGAGGAUCCUCCCCACUGGAUUACCAGACAAAAUAAACGAGAAAGGAGCUCAGUACUACAAUAACUUAAUCAACGAACUACUAAAAUAUAACAUUCAACCAAUGGUCACACUUUAUCACUGGGACCUGCCUCGAAAGUUAGAAAAUCUUGGUGGUUGGAGCAAUCCUCUUAUAGUAGAUUGGUUUACUGAUUACAGCAGAAUAGCUUUCGAACUAUUUGGUGAUAGAGUAAAAUAUUGGUACACGAUAAAUGAACCAACAGAAUGGGGCCUCUACGCUAAUCCUAUAUUUUCAAAAAAGGGAGAUUUUCCCCAAACAGUAAAAGAAAAGGUUGCGCUUAAAAGCCUAUCUGAAGGGUUCCAACGAUCGAGGCUACCCGAAUUCACUCCUGAGGAAAUCGAAUUAGUUAAGGGCAGCUCCGAUUUCUUUGGCGUUAAUCAUUAUUCUACGUCGCUGGUUUAUAGAAAUGACGAUAUGGAGGUUAUUAUUUAUCAAGAUAGCUCGUGGCCUGGGUUCGGGACGUCAACAUUUAAGAUGGUUCCAUGGGGUUUCUAUAAACUACUGACUAAGAUUCGAGAAGACUACGAUAAUCCUCCCAUUUAUAUAAGUGAAAACGGUUUGCCCUCACAAGUAGGACUGAAUGAUGAUGACAGAGUGUCAUAUUACAGGCAGUAUCUUAAUAGGAUGCUAGACGUCAUAGAAGAAGGAUCAGAUAUCAGGUUGUACACUGCUUGGAGCUUGAUGGACAACUUUGAAUGGUUCAGUGGAUAUACGGUCAAGUUUGGCUUGUACGAAGUGGACUACGAAAGUCCAGAACGUACUCGCACGCCCCGAAAGUCUGCGUACGUCUACAAGGAAAUCGUUCGCACGCAUACACUCGACUUCGACUACGAACCUGACAUGAGCGUUCCCAUCGGCAUUGAUGAGGGACAUUAAACUAAAAAUGUAUAUAAUAAAUAAAACGAGUGUGCUUUAAACCACACGACUGAAGUAAA